AUGGGGCUCCUCAGUGGCUACGGCAGCGACGAGUCUGCCUCCAGUGCUGGCGAGCCAGGUGCAAAAAGGCGCCGAGUCGUCCGGCUCGACUACGCAAAGCUUCCCGUGUCGCGCCCGCUACCUUUGCCUUCGAGGGAGGCCGCAGCCCAGCAGCUGCUCGAGGAGCCAGAGGAAGCAGAGGGAGCCGAGUCUGAAGAUGAGGACAGCGAGUCCAGCAGCAAUGACUCGGCCAAUGAAGGGCGCCAAGAGCAAAGUCCAGCGCUGGAUGAGGAAGCCAUCAGCAUGGCUGAAAUGCCGUCAUCGCUCGUGGACCUUCUUCCCCGCCCAAAGAAGGAAAUGGCAGCACCUCUCCUCAGCGAUAGCCAGGUCGACAUAGACUUUGCCACCGCCGGAAAGCCUAAGGAGAAGCCGCAGGCCAUGGGUGAUACGAAUGCCUGGGUAGUCCGCGCAGCCCAAGUUCCUGAAGUUGAGGAGACACAGGACGAGCUGCCUGAAAGGCUGCAAAAGCACCCUUUGCUUCGGACUCUGCAAGCCAGUCCUGCCGGCCCAACCCAAGCAGAAGUUGCGCACCUCACGUCCUCUUCUGCAAAGCUGCUGCACAUUUCCGCUGACAGUAUGAAGGAUCCGAACUGGCGAUUGAACAAUUUGGUCUCUGGGCAGCCGGGUCUUCUACGAGCCAGCAGAGUUCCAGCCGACAUCAGCCAAUACGACCAAGCGAGAUGGCAGGGCAGCACUUUGUCGAACCCUUCGAAAACACAGAAGAGGAAGCAUCACAUCAAUUGGCUUGCGCAAGAGGCCAUCGAAAAAGAGGCCGAAGAUUUGGAUCGCGCUGCCGGCGGCAAGCUGACCAAGGCCCAAACACGGUCGAGAUACGGCUGGUAA
This is a messenger RNA of Symbiodinium pilosum, 882 nucleotides long. Lineage: Eukaryota; Dinophyceae; Suessiales; Symbiodiniaceae. The record is from the annotation of a GenBank genome assembly.